CCGCGACAUGCGGCUGGAGGGCAGCUGAGCCGCAGCCCACGGCCACAGCCGCACACCGCCGGAGAAGCAUGAAGUCACAUUGACAGGUACGUGCAUGCUGAACUCUAAAAUGGUUGCACGGCUGUGCCGAAGGUAAACUGCCAGGGGAACCCAUUAAAUAAAGAGAUCUGUGCCAUAUAUUUAUGUCUAAAUAAAUAUAUAUGAAUUUAAAACUCAAAACAUUAAAGGGAUACCGAUGGAGCAGAGUAAUAAUGACCCUUCACUUAAUGACCUAGACCCUGGACUUAGACUCACAGAUACUGAAUGCAGGAAGCAGAGUGAAUCUGAUCACGCCUUGUCCAAGAUAACACACAACGCUUUGGAGAACAUCGGGUCUAUUGGCCAAGGGUUAAAGCAACUCUUUCAUCACCAGCGACGGCGAUCAUCUGUGUCCCCUCAAGAUGGUCUCCAAGCUCAGGCUGAUCAAGAGCUGUCAGAGCUGGAAAACUCUAAACUUGCCAGCGAGACCGAAUCAGUGCCUAUCCAGCAAUCCACUGCCCAGGCCACAACCCUCAACAGGGUCCUGCAGCAGAUCCGAGUGGCUCCAAUAAUGAAACGAGGAUCAAGUCUGCAGAGCAGAAGGAGUAAAGUGGAUCUUCCUCGGGGAAGUCCCCAGAUUUCCAGAAAGUCCGCCCCAGAUGGUAUCCCUGGUCUCCUUCUACAUUCUGGUCGACCUCGAUCUUCAUCUACCACAGAUGCACCAACAUCGUCUGUUAUAUUUGAGCCGUCAGCAAUCAGCCCUUAUUCUGGAGAUGAGCUCGACCGGAUCGACCGCUUGGAAGGGAACAGCUUUACGCAGUCGAGUGCUGUCACCUGCAGUUCUGAUGGCGGCAUUAGUGUGGACGGGAUCGAUGGUACUCUAGACCCUCAGAGGACUAAAGCCGCUAUCACUCACCUGCAGCAGAAGAUCCUGAAGCUGACUGAGCAGAUCAAGGUUGAGCAGACAGCCCGGGACGACAAUGUGGCCGAAUACCUCAAGCUAGCCAACAAUGCGGACAAACAGCAGAGCGCCCGUAUCAAGCAGGUCUUCGAGAAGAAGAACCAGAAGUCCGCCCAGACCAUCCUACAGCUGCAGAGGAAACUUGAGCACUACCACAGGAAGCUGCGUGAGGUGGAACAGAAUGGGAUGCCCCGGCAGACUAAGGACGUCUUGCGGGACAUGCAGCAGGGCCUGAAAGACGUGGGGGCUAAGGUGACAGGCUUCAGUGAGGGCGUGGUGGGCAGUGUCCGGGGAGGGCUGACCACCAUCUCUCAGGCCACUCACUCAGCCGCCGGAGCCGUCGUCUCCAAGCCGCGGGAGAUCGCCUCCCUGAUCCGCAACAAAUUCGGAAGUGCCGACAACAUUUCUAGCCUGGAUGAUACGCAGGGGGACGACUCCAUCAAGGCCCUAGGUCUCAGCGUUACCCUACAGUCCAGUCCCAAGUACGGCAGCGAGGAGGACUGCUCCAGCGCCACGUCGGGGUCUGUUGGUGCCAACAGCAUGUCGGGGGCUCCCGGCGGCCCCCCUAGUUCCAGAACGAACACGCUGGACAUGGGCAGCUCAGGGUUAGAAGCAAUAUUUCACGAGAUUCACGACGUGAGAGAGACACAGGCCGGGCUGGAGGAAUCCUUUGAGGGACUGAAAUCUCAUUAUCAGCGGGAUUACACGUUCAUUGUGCAAACACUACAGGAAGAGCGAUACAGGUGCGAGCGGCUGGAAGAGCAACUGAACGACUUGACGGAACUUCAUCAAAACGAGAUCCUCAAUCUGAAGCAGGAGCUCGCGAGUAUGGAGGAGAAAAUGGCCUACCAGUCGUAUGAGCGAGCGAGAGACAUUCAGGAAGCCCUGGAGGCCUGUCAGACGCGCAUCUCCAAGAUGGAGCUACAGCAGCAGCAGCAACAGGCCGUGCAGCUGGAGGGGCUGGAGAACGCCACAGCCCGGACGCUGCUGGGCAAACUGAUCAACGUGCUGCUGGCCGUCAUGGCCGUGGUCCUGGUGUUCGUGUCCACCGUGGCCAACUGCGUGGUGCCGCUGAUGAAGACCCGCAGCCGGACGUUCAGCACUUUGUUCCUGGUCGUGCUCGCGGCCUUCGCCUGGAAGAACUGGGAAACCAUCGCCGGCUACAUGGAUCGUGUCCUACCUCCGCCCGGGUGACGGGACGGUGACUUGUCGGGCGGGCAGACAGGCAGGUGGUGAACCUCGGGACUUUAUUAACGUGUGGAUGCCGAACCGGAGUGGAUUUGUUUACAGACCUACGUGGAAAAAAGACACUUUUUUGGGGGGUGGG
This is a messenger RNA of Callorhinchus milii (elephant shark), 2306 nucleotides long. Its product is annotated as transmembrane and coiled-coil domains protein 1. The record is from RefSeq and is a predicted model, not a curated record. Bases 236 to 2173 code for a protein of 645 amino acids. The transcript has 5 exons. Gene Ontology annotation, cellular component: endomembrane system. NCBI's taxonomy places the organism in Eukaryota, Metazoa, Chordata, Chondrichthyes, Chimaeriformes, Callorhinchidae.